Molecule: messenger RNA, 1506 nt
Organism: Marmota monax (woodchuck)
Lineage: Eukaryota; Metazoa; Chordata; Mammalia; Rodentia; Sciuridae
Gene: Arfgap1
Product: ADP ribosylation factor GTPase activating protein 1
Exons: 14
Coding region: 128-1396 (422 amino acids)
Biological process (GO): regulation of ARF protein signal transduction; regulation of endocytosis
Cellular component (GO): Golgi membrane
Molecular function (GO): GTPase activator activity
Source: RefSeq, a predicted model, not a curated record
CGAAGCACGACGUAGCCGGAAGCUGCUGGCGGCCGGUGGGCGACCAGCGCGGCUGUGCGGCACCGCGGCCGGGCGCGACCCCGCCGGACCCCGGCCCGAUCCGGGUCCUGCCCGCCUCAUCAGCAUCAUGGCCAGCCCAAGAACCAGGAAAGUUCUUAAAGAAGUCAGGGCACAAGAUGAGAACAACGUUUGUUUUGAGUGCGGCGCAUUCAACCCUCAGUGGGUCAGCGUGACCUAUGGCAUCUGGAUCUGCCUGGAGUGCUCGGGGAGACACCGUGGGCUUGGGGUGCACCUCAGCUUUGUGCGCUCUGUUACUAUGGACAAGUGGAAGGACAUCGAGCUGGAGAAGAUGAAGGCUGGCGGGAAUGCCAAGUUCCGGGAGUUCCUGGAGUCACAGGAGGAUUACGACCCCUGCUGGUCCCUGCAGGACAAGUACAGCAGCAGAGCUGCUGCGCUCUUCAGGGAUCAGGUGGCCACGCUGGCUGAAGGCAGAGAGUGGUCUCUGGAGUCAUCACCUGCCCAGAACUGGACCCCGCCUCAGCCCAAGAUGCUAUCAUCCACUGCCCACCGACCCUCUGGUCAGCCACAGAACGUGACAGCCUCUGCAGAUAAGGCUUUUGAAGAUUGGCUGAAUGAUGACCUCAGCUCCUGUCCAGGGGCUCAGGAGAAUCGCUACGUGGGGUUCGGGAACACAGUGCCGCCUCAGAAGAAGGAAGAUGAUUUCCUCAACCAUGCUAUGUCAUCCUUGUACUCGGGCUGGAGCAGUUUUACCACGGGAGCCAGCAGGUUUGCUUCUGCGGCUAAAGAGGGUGCUACAAAAUUUGGAUCCCAAGCAAGUCAAAAGUUUUGGGGCUACAAGCAGCAGCCUGAGCCGGCUUCGGAGCUAGGCCACAGCCUGAACGAGAACGUCCUCAAGCCUGCGCAGGAGAAGGUGAAAGAGGGAAGGGUUUUUGAUGAUGUGUCCAGUGGGCUCUCUCAGUUGGCAUCCAAGGGAGUUGGCAGUAAGGGGUGGCGAGACGUCACCACCCUCUUUUCUGGGAAGGCAGAAGACCCCUCUGACAGACCCCUGGAGGGCCACAGCUACCAAAACAGCCGUGGGGACACCUUCGCAAGUGGCACCAUAGACCAGAGCUUCUGGGAGACCUUUGGGACCACCGAGCCCCCCAAGGCCAAAUCCCCAAGCAGCGACAGCUGGACCUGCGCAGAUGCCUCCACAGGGCGGAGGAGCUCGGACAGCUGGGAUGUGUGGGGCUCGGGCUCCGCUUCAAACAAGAACAGCAACAGCGACGGAUGGGAGAGCUGGGAGGGUGCUGGUGGUGAGGGCAGGGCCAAGGCCACCAAGAGGGCAGUGCCGUCUGUGGCAGCAGAUGAUGGCUGGGACAACCAGAACUGGUAGGGCCCUCAGCCCAGGUCCCAGCCCCACCAGGGCGACUGCUGUGUUUGCACUUUGCCCUCACCCUAGUUCCUCCUUCCCCUUGACCCAAGAAACAGCAGCCACAGCACAAA